This is a messenger RNA of Alternaria hordeiaustralica, 1545 nucleotides long. RefSeq lists its product as uncharacterized. The record is from RefSeq and is a predicted model, not a curated record. The coding region runs from base 1 to 1545 and encodes 514 amino acids. Lineage: Eukaryota; Fungi; Ascomycota; Dothideomycetes; Pleosporales; Pleosporaceae. The transcript is spliced from 2 exons.
AUGACAACCUCAGUCAGCCCGGCAACGCAUUACGAGGCGGCUCGCAAGAAAGGUCUAUUGCUGUUUCAGAUGCUGGAAGCUAGCUUUGGUGAGCUCGGUAAUUUACUCAAAAACACAGAUACGCCAACUGAAAGCGAAUAUCUCAACUACGAAGAUCUCUUGGAGAACAAUUGGGUUGAGCGGUCCUCCGGGGACGAUUCCAAAAUUCUGGCGCGACUGUUGGAGGACCUUGGAAUCAAUACUUCAAACAAUAUCCCUGUUUCACAUGAACACCAUGGCGUUGCACCAAUACAAGAAUCGCUACAAGAAGGACUUGAGAUGCAGAUACGCUUCGACUCAGUCAUCAACACUUCCGGUGGUAUGAUUGCAGCCAUGAACACGUACAGUCCCGUGCAUGAUUGGAGAAAAGCGAAAGCGGAUGCCGAGAACGCUCUACUAAAACAAGCCGGCCACAAGUCUACGGAGAGAAAUAACGUCGGCGAUGACGUCCCUAGCCUGAAGUACUGGUCAGAUGUCGCAUACCUGCAAUGGGCCUGCCGUAACACCGACUCAUCCGACCUACGUCAUGUGAUGCGAAUGAGCAUCACAAACGAAAAGACAAAAGCAGUCAUCCAGCAUAUCAAACAACAAGCCCAUCCCAAAGCUACAGGCUCAUACUCAUUCGACGUUGACAACCGGGAUCAGGUAGCCGCUUUUCUAGGGACACCGAAUGGAGCCGGAGUCGCUUGGUUGCUCAUACAGCAUAAACAGCAAUUGGGCCAUAAGACAGUUUACAAGAAAGGCAAGAAGAUGCUCAAAAUAAUGCAUGGCGGAUCUGCUGUCACGCAAAGCCCAUACUUCACGCCCGGGGAAGUAGGAGCAAUGGGAUACAAGAGAACAACAAGGCCUCGAUCUGUCUCUGGCCUGUCAAAAAAGCUGGACAGUCUCGGUAUUCAAGGUUCUAACUCUCACUUCAUCAAUGUUACAAACGAUUACACGAAAGACGUUAUCACUGGCGAAACGAUUGUAAGCGUAAGCGAAGUGAGGUUCAUGUCCGAAAUCAACUUUGAAGCUGGAAUUCUCGUAGCGAACUACAGCUACAGCCCGACAUACAAGGCCAAGGCGUUGAAAUCGCUGUCGACCGCUCUGUUCCCCUCGUUGAAGCACUGGUCCGAUAUAGCCUUCCACCAAUGGGUCCAUUGUCAACUCGACCAGGAAGAAGAACGUGAUCUCAAGUUCAUCAUGAGAGAAAACAUCUCGAACGAAGAUACUUUAGCUAUCAUUAAUAAUAUCCUCGACGCACCACCUCGCCAGUCACAGGCUUAUACGCGGUCGGGACUAUACCUAGACAUGAACAGUGACCAUGCUAUCGCUCUGCUGGGCACAGCACACGGUGCAGGUGUAGCUUGGUUACUUGCUCAGCAUCGAGACCAACUUGGCCGUAAGGUAAUUGCUGGGAUAAGGAUAUUCUACAGCGACGAGCCGCCAGAGGGCGACAGAGCCCUCAACUUGCUAUUCUACCUUCGUGACGCCAGUGCGAGUAAGAAACCUAUCGAGAAGUUGUGA